AAUUGUUAAUUUGUUUGGUAAAGUGCCCAGCUUCUUUACACUCUCAAAAGCAUUUGCCACCUCUUUUCUUUGUUCUAUCUCCACACAUUUUUUUAUUAGAGGUCCCCUCUCUUUAUCUCUGUCAACAGUAGUGCUUCUACUUCCCCAUUUCUAAAGCAAAAAGAAAAAAACAACCCUAAAGUUCUCAUCUUUUUGACACUUCAGUUUCAUACUUUCAAUCUGGGAACUUUUAUGCUGUUGUUGGAAGCUGAGUAAUGGGUUUGGUCGGCCUGGCUGCAUUGAGGAAUCAUUGUUCAUUUUAAUGGCGUCAACCGCUUCUGUCAAGAGUUCACUGGAAAAGCUGAGUAAGUCAACGGGAAAUCAAGCAGUAGAACGUAAUUCUCGGACGUCAGCACCUUCUCAAGUUUCAAAGAGUGGCAAGUCUGAGAGCACAACAUUCAAAGAGCUACGAAGCAAUGAUCGAAAAGUUGCAUCUAAACAGCUUACGGCAGAAGCAGGAUCUGCCGACUUACUGGUUGAUAAGCUUAAUUCGAGCUUAUAUUUGGGAAAUCUGAAACAUGCUCCAAUUGGUGCAGUUUCCAUGCCUUGUGACACAAAGGGCUCAGAAAAUGAAACCGUCAAUGAUAGCUCAGCAUCAGCCAAAGUCAGUGAUGGGACUAGUAGCCUUGGAAAAACAAGUGGAAGUGCCAAAGUUAGUGACCGGGCUGAUUUUGUUGAGAGUGGGAAGAGCAGCAUCUGUAGGGGAAGCACAAGCACCGACGUAAGCGAUGAAAGUUGUUGCAGCAGCUUGAGCAGCAGCAUUAGUAAACCUCACAAAGCUAAUGAUUCGAGAUGGGAAGCCAUUCAAGCUAUCCGAGCUAAAGAUGGAGGGUUGGAUUUGAGACAUUUCCGGUUGCUAAAGAAGUUGGGAAGUGGUGAUAUUGGAAGCGUCUAUCUGUCGGAGUUGUGUGGAACAAAGAAUUAUUUUGCCAUGAAAGUUAUGGAUAAAGCAUCAUUAGCUGGCCGUAAGAAAUUGCUGCGUGCUCAAACGGAGAGAGAGAUAUUGCAGUCCUUGGACCAUCCAUUUCUGCCUACGUUAUAUACCCAUUUUGAGACAGAAAAGUUUUCAUGUCUAGUAAUGGAGUUUUGCCCGGGAGGUGACUUGCAUACACUUCGGCAAAGGCAACCUGGAAAGCAUUUCUCUGAACAAGCUGUGAAAUUCUAUGUCGCAGAGAUCCUCCUUGCUAUGGAAUACCUCCAUAUGCUUGGCAUUGUCUACCGCGACCUCAAGCCAGAAAAUGUGCUUGUUCGAGAAGAUGGACACAUAAUGCUAUCUGAUUUUGAUCUCUCCCUUCGCUGUGUUGUGAGUCCGACACUUGUCAAGUUGUCAUCUCUUGACGCGGAGCCACUCCGGAAGAAUUCUGGUUACUGUGUACAACCAGCAUGCAUUGAGCCCUCCUGUAUCCAGCCAUCAUGUGCUGUCCCUACAACAUGUUUUGGUCCUCGCUUCUUUUCUAGUAAGUCGAAGAAAGAAAAGAAAUCUAAAUACGAUACAGGGAACCAAGUUAGCCCAUUACCAGAACUUAUGGCUGAACCUACUGGAGCACGUUCAAUGUCUUUCGUUGGGACCCACGAGUAUUUGGCACCUGAAAUAAUCAAAGGCGAAGGGCAUGGGAGCGCAGUGGACUGGUGGACUUUCGGGAUCUUUCUCUACGAGUUAUUGUUUGGUAAGACGCCAUUCAAAGGAUCAGGAAAUCGAGCUACACUUUUCAAUGUUGUAGGUCAGCCCCUCCGGUUUCCAGAAUCUCCAGUAGUAAGUUUUUCAGCUAGAGAUCUUAUACGAGGCUUGCUUGUGAAAGAGCCACAGCAUCGAUUGGCGUACAAACGAGGAGCUACAGAAAUUAAGCAGCAUCCCUUCUUUGAAGGUGUAAACUGGGCUUUGAUUCGUUGUGCAAGUCCUCCCGAGAUCCCAAGGCCUGUUGAAUUCGAGAGAAUCUCAGCGCCGCCAACAUCGACUAGUGAGAAACCCGUGGCUGUAGCUGUCAGACACCAGCAAAAUUCUGAUAAUUAUCUUGAAUUUGAUUUCUUUUAAUUUUUUUCUUGAAAAGCCGAUUGUCUUCUUUUUGUUAGUGAAACAUACAGAGUUGUACAACAUUUGGAAGAUGUCGAAUCAACAACAGCAACGACAAUGCCACAAGUGGGGUCUAGGAAGGGUAAAGUGUACGCAGACGUUACCCAUACCCGGUGAAGGUAAAGAUGUCGAAUCAAAUCAGGAUCUUUUUCUUUUUUGGUAGUUUGAAGAUUAUAUAUUGUUUGUUGUGCUUAUUAAACAGUUGCCAUUUGUUGUAUGGCAAAUUGUUGUAAGUGCUGUAUGCUACCAACUGAUAAUGUGAAUUUUACAGAUAAUAAGCAGUUCUUAUUUACAUGUUUGUGCAACUGUUGGUUGGAUGUAUUUCAUGAACUAUCAAAAGCAAAAUAUUAUUCUUAGAGGCGAAAA
Nicotiana attenuata is the source of this 2476-nucleotide messenger RNA. Its product is annotated as serine/threonine-protein kinase D6PK-like. The record is from RefSeq and is a predicted model, not a curated record. Bases 302 to 2071 code for a protein of 589 amino acids. Gene Ontology annotation, biological process: protein phosphorylation. The transcript has 3 exons. NCBI's taxonomy places the organism in Eukaryota, Viridiplantae, Streptophyta, Magnoliopsida, Solanales, Solanaceae. Gene Ontology annotation, molecular function: ATP binding; protein serine/threonine kinase activity. Gene Ontology annotation, cellular component: plasma membrane; nucleus; cytoplasm.